AUGGGGGGCUUCUCUGCGGAUUCCCAGCAGGGAUUUUUAGUCGGGGUCACUGAGAAGCGCGCCACGCCUACCAUCCCCCAACUCACCUGGAAACAGCACCAUCCAGUGUGGGUUGAUCAGUGGCCCCUAUCUGAGACCAAACUGCGCGCACUGGAAGCCCUUGUGGAAGAGCAGCUUGCCAAGGGCCACAUCACUGAGUCCAACAGCCCUUGGAACUCCCCUGUCUUUGUCCUACGCAAACCAGGCAAGGACAGGUGGAGACUCCUUCAUGACCUCCUGAAGAUCAACGAUGUCAUUGAGGACAUGGGACCCCUCCAGCCUGGCAUGCCCUCCCCUUCAAUGCUCCCUCGGGAUUGGAAGCUGGCUGUCAUUGACAUCAAGGACUGUUUUUUCAACAUACCACUCCAUCCUCGGGACGCUCCCAGAUUUGCAUUCUCGGUUCCCUCUCCAAACAGACAAGCACCUUUAAAAAGAUACCAUUGGCUGGUCCUUCCUCAGGGGAUGAAAAAUUCUCCUACCAUCUGCCAAUGGUACGUGGCCCACAUCCUGUCACCUGUGAGGACCCUGUUCCCAGAUGCUGUCAUCCUCCACUACAUGGAUGACAUCCUGGUUUGUGCUGCCGACGAUGACUGUCUGCACCGGAUUUUACAAAAAACUAUCCAGACAAUUGAGGAUGCUGGAUUUGAGAUCUGUGAGGACAAGAUCCACCACACCUGCCCUUGGACCUACCUGGGACUCCAGAUCCGCGAGCAGACAAUCGUGCCCCAGCAGCUGACCAUCAAAGACGACCCCAAGACCCUGCGGGACCUACAUCAGCUCUGCGGGUCCAUCAACUGGAUACGCCCUCUGCUUGGGGUAACAACAGAAGUCCUUGUGCCCCUCUUCAACCUGCUCCGUGGCAGUGAGGCCCUCGACUCACCACGCUCCCUCACGCCAGAGGCCCGGGAAUCCAUCACCAAGGUCCAGGAGGCCCUGUCUUCACGACAAGCCCACCGGUAUGAGCCCAGCCUGCCCUUCCAGCUGGUUAUCCUGGGUAAGGCCCCGCGCUUACACGCGCUCAUUUUUCAAUGGGACACUGCAUUGAAGGAUCCUCUCCUUAUCAUUGAGUGGAUCUUUACACAUAAUCAGCCCACUAAGACCAUUACCACUCUGCAGGAAAUCAUGGCUGAACUCAUUAAAAGAGCUAGAGUCCAUCUCCGUACUCUUGCAGCCUGUGAGUUCACCUGCAUCUUCCUCCCAUUGGCAACUGGAAGUUUGGAGCCUUUGCUCCAAACCAAUGAGAGCCUUCAGUUUGCUCUCGAUAGCUAUUCAGGCCAAAUUUCUAUACACCCACCUGGCCACAGACUUUUCAAAACAACAUUUAAUUUGGUCCCCAAAUCAUUACAGAGCAAAACACUGCUCCAGGCCCUGACGGUUUUCACAGGUGGCUCAGGGAAAUCCCACAAGUCAGUCAUGACUUGGAAAGACCCCAGGACACAGAAAUGGGAGUCUGAUGUCCAAGUGGUCGAGGGAUCACCACAGAUUGCUGAGUUAGCAGCCGUUGUCAGAGCUUUUGAGAAAUUCCAAGAACCUUUCAAUCUGGUGACUGAUUCGGCUUAUGUGGCUGGAAUAGCUAUGAGAGCAGAACAUGCAUUUCUAAAAGAGGUCUCUAACCCAAAUUUAUACAAAUUGCUUUCUGAAUUAGUAUAUCUUAUCUCCCACAGAAAGCAACCUUACUAUGUCAUGCAUGUGAGGGCGCACACAGACCUCCCAGGUGCCAUUGCUGAAGGAAACAGGAGGGCAGACGCCUUAGCCAUGCCUGCUGGGGCAGCCAAUGUCCCUGACAUUUUCACACAAGUGAAAUUGUCCCACCAGUUCUUCCACCAAAACGUGCCUGCACUGAUGAGAAUGUUCAGACUACCCAGAGACCAAGCUAGAGCAAUAGUUGCCACCUGUCCCAAUUGCCAGUCGUUCCAAAUACCUGUUGUUAACUCCUGGGUUUACCCCCGAGGACUGAAGAGUUGCCAGAUAUGGCAAACCAAUGUCACUCAUGUCCCGUCCUUCGGGAGAGUCAAAUAUGUACAUGUCUCUGUAGACACCUUCUCUGGUGCAGUGUUUGCCUCAGCCCAUGCAGGAGAAAAUGCCAAGCACACCAUCCGACAUUUUCUCCUUGCUUUUGCUACCCUGGGAGUCCCAGAACAAAUUAAAAUAGACAAUGGACCUGGUUACACCUCUCACAAAUUAAGAGACUUUUUCAAUGAGUGGGGGGUGAAACACACCACGGGCAUUCCUCAUUCUCCUACAGGGCAAUCAAUAGUAGAGAGAACCCACCAAAACCUAAAAAGAGUCCUUGAUCACCAGUGGGGAGGAACAGAAAUCAUUCCCCCCAUUGAGAGGCUCUGUAAGGCUCUAUAUGUCAUGAACUUUCUAAAUUGCUCGCCUACAGAGCCUGACCCCCCUGUAAUACGGCACUUCUCUAAUUCAACUCAUGCCAAACUCACAGAGAAGCCGCCAGUGCUGAUCAAGGAUCCUGAAUCACAACUGACAUCGGGACCUUUCCCACUGAUUACCUGGGGGAGAGGGUCCAAAAAAACAGCAAUCCACUGCAGCCUGGAAACGGAGACGUUGUCGGAGUCCACCGAACCGACCUGCCACCAGACCAACAACCAGACAGAGGCCAAACCGUCCUGCUACCAGGGCCGCAACGAGACGACUGCCAACGUCACGCCUGACACCAUGACAGUACACGAGUCUUCUUAA
Pseudopodoces humilis (Tibetan ground-tit) is the source of this 2739-nucleotide messenger RNA. The record is from RefSeq and is a predicted model, not a curated record. NCBI's taxonomy places the organism in Eukaryota, Metazoa, Chordata, Aves, Passeriformes, Paridae.